Molecule: messenger RNA, 1710 nt
Organism: Lipotes vexillifer (Yangtze River dolphin)
Lineage: Eukaryota; Metazoa; Chordata; Mammalia; Artiodactyla; Lipotidae
Gene: TRIM59
Product: tripartite motif containing 59
Exons: 3
Coding region: 131-1339 (402 amino acids)
Biological process (GO): negative regulation of canonical NF-kappaB signal transduction; innate immune response
Molecular function (GO): zinc ion binding; ubiquitin protein ligase activity
Source: RefSeq, a predicted model, not a curated record
ACAGCUGCUGAUAUUUGUCGCUACUUUUAAAAAAAACACAGUGACGCUUAGGGAAGAAUAAAAAUAAAAGAAUCUGAAAAAGUUGAAGAUAUAUAUUCAGUCUGCAAACCAGAAGGUCAACAAAGUGGAAAUGCACAAUUUUGAGGAUGAGUUAACAUGUCCUAUUUGUUACAGUAUUUUUGAAGAUCCUCGUGUACUACCAUGCUCUCAUACAUUUUGUAGAAAUUGCUUGGAAAAUGUUCUACAGGCAUCUGGUAACUUUUAUAUAUGGAGACCUUUACGCAUUCCACUCAAGUGCCCUAACUGCAGAAGUAUUAUUGAAAUUGCUCCAACUGGUAUUGAGUCUUUACCUGUUAAUUUUGCAUUAAGGGCUAUUAUUGAAAAGUACCAGCAAGAAGACCAUCCAGAUAUUGUCACCUGCCCUGAACAUUACAGGCAGCCGUUAAAUGUUUACUGUCUCCUGGAUAAAAAAUUAGUUUGUGGUCAUUGCCUUACCAUAGGUCAUCAUCAUGGUCAUCCUAUAGAUGACCUUCAAAGUGCCUAUAUGAAAGAAAAGGACACGCCUGAAAAACUGCUUGAACAGUUAACUGACACACACUGGACAGAUCUUACUCGUCUUAUUGAAAAGCUGGAAGAACAAAAAUCUCUUUCAGAGAAAAUGGUCCAAGGUGAUAAGGAAGUUGUUCUCCAGUAUUUUAAGGAGCUUAGUGAUACAUUAGAACAGAAAAAAAAAAUUUUCCUAACUGCUCUUUGUGAUGUUGGCAAUCUGAUUAAUCUAGAAUAUACUCCACAAAUUGAAAGAAUGAAAGAAAUAAGAGAGCAGCAGCUUGAAUUAGUGACACUGACAACAUCUUUACAAGAAGAGCCUCCACUUAAAUUUCUUGAAAAAGUUGAUGAUGUCCGCCAACGUGUGCAGGUCUUGAAACAAAGACCACUCCCUGAGGUCCAACCUGUUGAAAUUUAUCCUCAAGUAAGCCAAGUACUGAAAGAAGAAUGGAGCAGAACAGAAAUUGGACAGAUUAAGAAACUUCUCAUUCCUGAAAUGAAAAUUUCUUCAAAAAGGAUGCCAUGUUCCUGGCCUGAUAAGGAGGAAAAAGAAGUUGAAUUUUUUAAGAUUCUAAACAUUGUUAUAGUUACACUAAUUUCAGUGAUGCUGACGCUGAUCCUCUUUUUUAACCAACACAUAAUGACCUUUUUAAAUGAAAUCACUUCAAUAUGUUUUUCUGAAGCCUCUCUAUCUGUUUACCAAAGUUUAUAUAAGAAUGUGCAUGAUUUAAAGAAUAUACUGUAUCACACUUUAUAUUUACUGAAGGAAUUCAUGUGGAAAAUAAUUUGUUGAAAAUUCAAAUCUGAAUUGUUUAAGUAGGCUUACUCUGUACAGCAGAGACUAAUGGCCAUUGCUAAAUGGAGCAAUAGGGGUAGCAUGGAUAAAUAAAAUAGCAAGCUAAAGUUUAUUAGAGUUGCAACAAAUAUAAUCCCUUUCAUGCUUCUGUUGAAUAGAAAAUGUGUCAUCAAAAGUUAGAAAUGAGACAGAAUGUCUCUCGUUUUCUGAAAACCAGAACAAAAUUUAGUAAUUACUUGAUUUUGAGUAUUAUCCCAGUUCUAUUGGUUUGAGAGGUUGACUUAAUAUCACUGUGAUAUUUAAAUAUUCUUGUACCAAUAUUAUCUUUUAGCGUUAUAUACUGCAGUGGUUGGCUCUGCAGUUCUUUG